AAAACAAGCAAGAUAUCCAAGCAACGGCUCUCUCCUGCGCAAGAAGACUUCCUUGCAGACUGGUUGACUGCCUUCGCCCAAGAGAUACUUCUUGAGGGCGGCGAUAUUGAGUCCCUGAGCCCCCGCUGGAUCGACCGCUAUUUGAAGCGCAACCCUCGCGUUAAAACGAAGAAUUCGACCUUGUUAGAGAGUGCUCGAGUCCGUGGAUCUACUCGUGAGGCGUAUGAAGAUUUCUAUGGCCGUUUGAAGUACCAAAUCGACUCUGUAACGGGCUGA
Podospora anserina S mat+ is the source of this 276-nucleotide messenger RNA. RefSeq lists its product as uncharacterized. NCBI's taxonomy places the organism in Eukaryota, Fungi, Ascomycota, Sordariomycetes, Sordariales, Podosporaceae. The record is from RefSeq and is a predicted model, not a curated record. The transcript is spliced from 2 exons. The annotation marks the transcript as partial.